GAUAGUGAAAUGGGAAAAACAUGAAAGACAGACCAAACAUAAGUUGGAUUUAAUUGAGACGUUACAUAAAUAUUUUAAACGAUUCGUAACCAUUUAAAAGCUAGGUAUUUAUGCAGAACGUUUACCAAAGCAAAGUGUAUAAAUUUGGUACAAAAUCGAGUAAGGUGUAAUAUUUUCGAGUAACUUGGUUCGUGGCUCGCACGAAUGAUUUUUAAACAAUAUCUAUAAUCUGUGAUAGUUUAAAAGACCAAAGACUUCGAGAUGAUUCUAUUCAUAGCAUUAAUAUUAUUUACCGGAAAUGUGUGUGUAUUUUCGCAACAAGAGCCAGUCGAAAAUGAAUUUUCUCGAAAUGUGAAAAACAGCGUCAAUAAACUGAACGUAGAUUUUUCCAAACUAGUAGUAAAUGAUUUGAAACCAGAAGGAAACUUCAUAUUCUCACCACUCAACAUUUACGGAGCGUUGGCUUUGGUACAUUUGGGCGCCACUGGCACCACCAAAACUGAGCUUUCCAAAGUUUUGGGACUUUCUGAUGGAGAAAAGACAUCGGCAGAAGGUCACGAAAAUUUUGGAAAGUUGUUGAACGACAUACAAAACACAACCUAUAAUGGGACUAACGUGAACAUUGCAAAUGGAAUAUUCGUUCAGAAAGGAUUGAAACUCAAAGAAAACUACUUGAAAGGCACGACAAAAUAUUAUAAAAGUCAAUCUCAACAAUUGGAUUUUGCCAAGGGAGGACCUGAAGCUACCAGUGCCGUUAAUAAAUGGGUUUCCGAAAAAACAAAUAAUCGUAUACAGGAUCUAUUCAAAAGCGAAUUAUCAAAGGACACCGUAAUAUUAUUAGCAAGCGCUUUAUACUUCGCCGGAAAAUGGGCCGAUAGAUUUACUGAGUCGUAUACUGAAACGAAAAAUUUCAACACUGGACUGAAACUGGUAAAAGUACCAACAAUGAGUAACAACGAAUCAAUUCCGUACGUCGAUAAUAAAGACCUGAAAUUCGAAGCCAUCAGUUUACCUUACUUAUACCAAGACUUUUCCAUGUUGAUUGUCCUUCCACAUCGAAAUCAACCCCUCAAAACACUCGUAAAUUCACUCAAACCAGAACAACUUCCAAAAAUAAUAGAAUCCUUGAAAAGUACCUACGUGAAUUACGAAAUUCCUCGAAUGAAAUUCCGUUGGUCCCAAGAUAUAAAUGAGCAUUUGACGAAACUAGGAGUAAAACAAAUGUUUGAUAAGGCUGAACUAGGCAAUAUGGUGGACUUGAAAAAUGUAGCUGUAUCAAAAGUAAGUCACGUGGCUGAGAUCGAAGUUAACGAAGAAGGAACUGUAGCCAGUGCAGUGACUGCCAUACAAUUUGUGCUCACGUCAUUAGUUACUUACUCAAAUCCACCUCUUCCGUUCCAUGCUGAUCGACCAUUCCUUUUCUCGAUUUACCAUCGAGCUUCGGGGAUAAUUUUGUUUACCGGUGUGGUACAAAAUCCGGCUGACGAGAGUGCUUGAAAAGCAAUAUUUUAUUUUUAUUGUGAUUUUUUUUUCAAACUUUCAUUGUUAGAUGAUAGAUAUGUAUUUUUUUGUAGAGUUUGAGUACAUUAAAUUUGUUUUUAUUGCAUCAAAAA
This is a messenger RNA of Planococcus citri (citrus mealybug), 1613 nucleotides long. Its product is annotated as leukocyte elastase inhibitor-like. The record is from RefSeq and is a predicted model, not a curated record. The transcript is spliced from 6 exons. Bases 262 to 1497 code for a protein of 411 amino acids. Gene Ontology annotation, molecular function: serine-type endopeptidase inhibitor activity. NCBI's taxonomy places the organism in Eukaryota, Metazoa, Arthropoda, Insecta, Hemiptera, Pseudococcidae.